This is a messenger RNA of Anopheles nili, 609 nucleotides long. RefSeq lists its product as uncharacterized. The transcript has 2 exons. The record is from RefSeq and is a predicted model, not a curated record. NCBI's taxonomy places the organism in Eukaryota, Metazoa, Arthropoda, Insecta, Diptera, Culicidae. Bases 1 to 609 code for a protein of 202 amino acids.
AUGAGUGCCGGAGCGGGUGGACUUGGAUUCUCGCUGUCCGAUGGUCAACCACCGUUGGCGGCAGGUUCCGCAGGCGUGGAUCCUGAUGAUGAUCCGCAUCAUUCCUUUCACCACGGGAUGCACAUGUCGGUGUCACCGCAUCAUCACCACCUCGGUGUCGGGUUGGUGGAUUGUGUGGCCACCGACGCUGGUGGUAGCGGAUGUGGUGCCGAUCGGGAAGAUUCCACCGGGUUUCUUUCGGUUGCGAGUGCUUCUACUGUCGGCAAUGGUGCCGCAAUGAGCGUUGGGAACUAUUGUCUCGGUGCAGGAGUCACAACUGGCGGUGCGACGGGUGCGAGCGAUGGCGGCGAUGAGACUGGCCUGGAUGGAAUGUCGACGGACGGUGGAGAUCGUGGCGGUUUAAGAUCGAACGAUCGAUCCGGUGCGUCGUCAUCAUCCGCUAUCACGGCAGCAGCUCGAACGGCAGCCGCUGCAGCUGCAGCCGUUGUGGCCGCCUCGAACCACCAUCAUCAUCAUCAUCAUCUGCAGCAGCAUCAUCAUCCACCGGUCGAGCUGCCGUAUCAUCACCAUCAUCGUCGCGCGUUACCCAUCGAUAUAUCGGCGCUGUAG